Molecule: messenger RNA, 1518 nt
Organism: Dovyalis caffra
Lineage: Eukaryota; Viridiplantae; Streptophyta; Magnoliopsida; Malpighiales; Salicaceae
Source: the annotation of a GenBank genome assembly
AUGGAGGCGUUACAAUUCUCGACCGUUGUCUCUCGACAUUUCUCUACACCUUCUCUUGCGAGAAACAAUAAGAGUCUCUCUUACUUUUCAAGUUGUCCAAGAAAUUCAACUAAAUCUUCUUGUUUUUCGUGGACUGGCUCAAGCAAUAAUGUCACUUCACUUUCUUCAAGAAAUUCAUUCACUAGAGAGAUAUGGAAGUGGGUGAAUUGUAAGAGUACCGUUACUUUGAGAAGAGAACUGGGGAGUGGUAUGGUCAAAGCAGAAAUGUUUGGUCAGUUAACUAGUGGCCUUGAAUCUGCUUGGAACAAGCUUAAAGGAGAAGAGGUUUUGACCAAGGAGAAUAUUGUGGAGCCAAUGAGGGAUAUUAGAAGAGCUCUACUGGAAGCUGAUGUAAGCCUUCCUGUGGUUCGAAGGUUUGUGCAAUCAGUCAGUGACCGAGCUGUUGGUGUUGGCUUGAUAAGAGGAGUGAAACCUGAUCAGCAAUUAGUCAAGACUGUGCACGAAGAGCUUGUGAAAUUGAUGGGUGGAGAGGUAUCUGAAUUGGUCUUUGCGAAAUCUGGUCCCACUGUAAUAUUACUGGCUGGCCUACAAGGAGUUGGGAAGACAACUGUUUGUGCAAAGUUAGCUAAUUAUCUUAAGAAACAGGGGAAGUCUUGCAUGCUUGUUGCGGGGGAUGUGUACAGACCUGCUGCCAUUGAUCAGCUUGUUAUUUUGGGUGAACAGGUAGGUGUGCCUGUUUAUACAGAAGGAACUGAUGUUAAACCUUCAGAAAUAGCUAGGAAAGGUUUAGCAGAGGCCAAAAAGAAGAACAUAGAUGUGGUCAUAGUAGACACUGCUGGAAGGCUUCAGAUAGACAAAGGAAUGAUGGAUGAGUUGAAAGACGUCAAACGGGUAUUGAAUCCAACAGAAGUUUUGCUUGUUGUGGAUGCAAUGACUGGGCAAGAAGCUGCAGCCUUGGUUACAACGUUCAACCUGGAAAUUGGAAUUACGGGUGCCAUUUUGACCAAGCUAGAUGGGGAUUCUAGAGGUGGUGCAGCUCUGAGUGUUAAAGAGGUAUCAGGAAAGCCAAUCAAGCUUGUAGGACGGGGAGAGCGAAUAGAGGAUCUUGAACCUUUCUACCCAGAUCGAAUGGCUGGACGCAUCUUAGGAAUGGGAGAUGUUCUGUCCUUUGUUGAGAAGGCUCAAGAAGUUAUGCGCCAAGAAGAUGCUGAAGAUCUGCAGAAGAAGAUUAUGAGUGCCAAUUUUGACUUCAAUGAUUUCCUAAAGCAAACUCGUGCUGUUGCUAGGAUGGGUUCCAUGACUCGUGUCAUAGGGAUGAUCCCAGGAAUGGCAAAGGUUACUCCUGCACAAGUUCGUGAAGCAGAGAAGAGUUUAAAGAUAAUGGAAGGAAUGAUUGAAGCGAUGACUCCUGAGGAGAGAGAGAAACCAGAAUUGUUAGCAGAGUCUCCUGAAAGGAGGAAAAGAGUUGCUCAGGCUUCUGGAAAAACAGAGCAGCAGGUAUGCACACUUGCUACUUGA